Messenger RNA from Closterium sp. Yama58-4, 2061 nucleotides. The record is from the annotation of a GenBank genome assembly. NCBI's taxonomy places the organism in Eukaryota, Viridiplantae, Streptophyta, Zygnematophyceae, Desmidiales, Closteriaceae.
AUGCUGCUGACCUCGCCUGCCAUUGGCCCGCUGGAUGCUGACGUGGCAAACAUGGAAGUCCCUCUUUGCUCCAAGUAUUUCGGAGCUUGUGCUGCUGCUACAGAUGCAAGGCCUACGGCUACAGAUGUGGGGUUAGCUGCUACAGAUGUGGGGACUUCCGAAUCUGCUGCCGACGUGACUGCUGCUGGUGUUCCCUCUGCCGGCGUCUCAGCUAAAGUUCCGCGCCAACCCCUUGCAGUCGCUUCAGGAUCCGUCCAAUUCUCUCCGCUUGGAGCCCUCGCUUUCUCGCCUCAGCAGCUAACCAGCGCCAUGUGCUACCACAUGCGUCUGUACGGCAUAUCGCUGCAGCACCCUGAGCAGCCCCUGUUCGCUGCAUGCCAGCUCAAGCCAGAACUGCGCAAUGCACUGCUGCUGCAGCAGACACCACCAGAAUUGGACACUUUUGAUAUCGUCAACCGGGCCGUCCAAUCAGGGCGAGAGGAGCAGAUGCCUGAACCUGCCAUUGUUAGAGUGGAGACGGCUGUAGCGGACGAGGCUGUAGCAGACAGGGCUGUAGCAGACGAGGCUGUUACGGAAACGGCUGUAGCAGGUGCAGCUGCAGCAGACAUAGCUGUAGUGGGCAAGGCUGGAGCAGAGACGGUUGGAGCAGAGACGGUUGGAGCAGACAAUGCUCUGGCAAAUGAGCCUGCAGAAGAUGAGGCUCACGUCCUCUUUGCCUCGCUGCUCCCAUCACUCCUCUCCCGCCUUGACUGUCUGCUCACUGCCCGGGACAUUCGGCGGUUCAUUGUGCGGCAGUAUGGGUGUGAGCGGCAGGGGUGUUGCGAGGCGACUUGUGAGGAGAAUUGCAAGAGCAGCGGCACUGGUGGGGAAAGAGUACUGGGGCGGAGGUAUGGCGGUGGCGAGUGCAGGGAAGGGGAGCAGCAACAGGAACCGCAUUUUCCUGCUAUUGAUCUCCUGCGCGCCCUGACCUGUCCCGGCACAACAGAGAGUGGUGUGGGCACAUACGAGUCAGAUGAGGUGCUUGGUGACAGCUGCGUGCAGCUCGCUGCCUCCUGCCACCUGUUCGCCACUGGCAUGCCACGUCAGCGGGAGACUGAUGGGCGUGGGCAGAGUGGUGGGAAUGCCUCGAUGCCAUCACAUGCGCCACACAGCCACCCCUCCCUGCCGACAUAUGAUGACAUGAAGGGGCAGUGCGUGAAGCUGGUGUCAAACAAGCACCUCGCAGCGUUGGCACUUAAAGCUGGAGUGCCUGCCCUUGUUCGCUGCAAGCCCUUCAGAACCUCGGAUUGGGUCGGCCCUCUCGUCCCCCCCUCCCAUGCUGUGCUGCUUCUGGCUGACUCCCUCUCGUACGCACUCCCCCAACCACAAUCCUCCUCACACGCCUCGUCACACGCCCCGUCACACUCCCUCCUCACGCACACUCAGUCACAAGCAGCAGCACCUCUUUCCUCCCCCUCUCAAGCUACUGGGACUUCCGAGAACCUUCCUCCUAGCCCGAAAGCCCUUUUAGACUCUGCCUUCGCCUCGCUGGCAGCGGUGCAGGCAACAGCUGCCGCCAAGUCAGCGCGCCAGCUGGGCAAGAAGACCCUUGCUGACGUGGCAGAGGCCCUGGUCGGCGCCAGCUGGCGGUGCGGCGGCGCUGACAUGGCGCUGCCGAUGCUGAGGUGGCUGGGCAUGCCUACGGAAGGUGUGGGGGAGCUUCUGAGGGGCGAGAUGACGUGGAAGAGGAGAGAGGGGGUGGUGGAUGGAGGCGUAGUGGAGGUGCGAAAUGAUUGGAUACCAGGAGUUGCAGCAAAGCCAGAUAUGGCAGUAGAAGCGAAACCGGUCGCUGCAGCAGCAGCAGCAGCAGCAGCAGACGAGGCACCAGCAGGUGUGGCAGCAAUAGUGGCAGCAGGAGAAUCAGAGCAAAGGGUGACUGGCAGCAAGCACGCAUUGGAGCCACCUGGCGAGCCGUCCCUGCUGCCACUUCAACCACCAGAGAAGCGCCUGAAGCAGUCUCUCUCCCACCACCACCCCACAACGCACCGCCAGGCCAACCGAUACGCCAGCCUGGCUUCCUAG